AUGGCGCUCUUUGAAUGGCUUGAUGACGAGUUGGUUCGGCUCGUCGUGCGCAGCGUGCCCAGCAGCGCGAGCAUACUCUCCUUCGGCUCCACAUGCCACCGCUUCAACACCAUCUGCAGCGAUACGGCAGACGCCCACGUCUGGUCUGUGCACGCCGAGCGGCUGUCUGUGUCGUUCCAGUGCGGCUGGCAGGAGGCCCCGUACAUCGACAGCGACGUGCCCGCAGAAUGGGCCGAUCCUCGGCGCACCCCGGCCUGGCGGGGGCAGCAGCCUCACGAGCAAUUCACCCGCCUCAUCGAUUACCGCAAGCGAGUGACGGCCAAGUUUGAGGAGGAGGCCGACACGGGCGCGUGCAUCACGAAGCCCUACUUUUGCAGCAUGCUCGCCAACAACCAUUGCACAGAACACGCAGCCGAAGCCUUCUCCGAUGAAGUCAUGCGCGGAGCGCUUUUGUGGUACCUGUGGGAUCGAUUUGAGAGAUGUGGACCUUCCCAUUGCGAUGUGAACGACACGCUUGUGCGCGGCUGGGCUUCAGUGAGCUGGGGCGACACGGUCGUGCGAGAUUCGAUCUUUGACCCCAUUCUCGACGCGCUUGGCUAUGGGCUCAAAGCUCCGCACGAUCCGACGCGCGGCUUUGGACGAGCAUACGAGUUCUUUGGCCAAGCGGGCAUGCUGGGCAACGAGCCUUGGCGCCGCGACCCGCGAUCCAGUGAGGAUGAGUGCGAUGAGUCGCUCAGCGGCUCGGAGGCCGACGGCGAGUACACGGGUACGGGGGUGUUUGUGUUUACGUCAAUGCCGGCCACCGCCGCGGCUCGCGACAGCACGGCUCCUCGCGCGACGCUGCUCUUCAUCCAUCCGCCAAAGACCGGCGGCAGCACCAUCGGCUCGCUGUUCCAGCCGCGCAGGCGGUUGUACGACGUGCUCGCCCGGCCAGAGGUCGCCGGCGGCAGCAUCCUCUACCACGGAGGUCACCGGUCGUCAGCAGAGCUCGCAGCCAAGUGCGAUGUGGAGCAGGAGUGCUGCGCGUGGCUGAUGAGCUUCCGCGAGCCGCUGGCGCGUUUGCGCUCCGCCUUUGCCACCUCUGUCGAGGACCACCAGCACUUCGACUGCCCUCGCGGGAGCCGGCUGCGCCGCUGGCUGCGCCGCGCCGCCCUCUCGCUCGAGAGGUUUGCGCGCUUCCCGGCGGCCGAGCGGCGCGCGUGCGGCCUCAACGUCUACCUCGACCUGCUGGCGCCGCCCCUCGGCCGCCGCGACACCGAGGCGGCGCGGCUGCAGCGCGCCUUGGCGCGCGUGGCGCGGCUGCCUCUCGUCGCGCUGACGGAGGAGUUUUCGCGCUCGCUGGCGCUGCUCGACGCGGCGCUGGACCUGCGGCUGGGGCACUUCCCCGCGGUCUACACCUACAACCCGCGCGACUCACGUGCGGCGGCCAACCUCUCGGCCCGCGCCGCGCGCGCCCUCUCCUCCGACCUGCGGCCAGACAGGCUGCUCUACGAGGCGGCGGUGCGACGCUUCGCCGCGCUGUGGCGGAGGCAGUUUGGAGGCGAGCCGGCCGACGGCUCGCGCGGCGCGGCAGGCAGCGGGCAGCUCUUUCAGUGCGCGUGGGGGCGCGCGCGCUGCUGGGACAAGCUGUCGACGAGCCACCAGGGCUGGUCCGAGCCGGCGGCCCCGCGAGGGCAGCGGCGCCUCGGCUCCGAGCCUGCCAACCGCUCUUCGGAUGCGGCGGACGCCGGCCGCCUCGAGCCAGGCCCCGGGUGGUGGCCGCUGCUGCGCCGGCAGCCUGCCGCCUCGGGCAGCGGCACGGGAGGCGGGACCGUCCGCACGUGGCCGAUCGGCGCGGCUGAGGCUGGCAAAAUGUCGCUGUUGACUCCCAGCCAGAAGCUGCUGCGUGCACGGCUCAUACGCUACGCCGCCCGCGGCGGCGUUCUCUUCACGUGCGCUGCGUGUGCUGUUCGACCUGCGCUCUCGCCGCUGUACUGCCUCCUGUUCCUGCUCGCGCUCCAGUCUCCGAAGCUGCUCAUGACGGCACUCCAGAGCCGCGGCCGCGACGCGAAACGGGCCCUCGGCACGGUCCUCUGCGUCCUCGGCGCAGUGUGCCUGCUUGUCUGUGCCUACCUCGUCGCCGCCGCCGGCUCCUCAGGAGCGCCGGCCCCGCUGCCGCCAGAGACGUCUCAUCUGGCGGAGGAUGCGGCGGCGGAAGCGGCGCGGUUGGUGUCGGGAGCCGCGGAACUUCGCGCGGGACCGGAAGCCUACUGGUUGGAGGCUCGGAGGAGGGCGGAGCGGCGGCGCGGCGCGGCGCUGCAUCACCUGCUCGAGUGGCUGCGGUGGCUCGCGCGCACGGUGCUCGCGGCGCUGUCGCCGCUGGCGGCGACGAUCGCGAUGCGUCUCUGCACCGGCCUGCUGCACCGCACCGAGAUGCCUAGCUUUGGGCUGCAGUCGCAGGCCGAGUACGAGGAGGAGAGGCAAUCUGACUCUGGCGCGCCGCAGGAGCGGGAGCGAGUGACGCAGUCGGCACUCUCCGAGCUGGGCGCCUCGAUACGGCGGCGCGGCGUGCCGUACGGGCUGUCGGCGCGGGCGAGGGCGCGGCUCGCCGACGUGGCGGACGGCGAGGGGACGGGAGUCACCCGCGCGGAGGCUUUGCGCUGGGUGAGGCACGCUGCCGUGGACGACGAGCGCACCUUUGAGGGCGAGCCCGGAGACGACGCCGCGACGUGGGCAAACCUGCUGCUGGUUCGACGAGUGGCGACUCGCGUGCGGGACGUGACCGCGAGGCGGCGAGCGCUGCUGCCGGCGCUGCAGGCGGUGUCGGAGGCGCUCGAGGCCAUGUGGGCGCUGGUGCUGCCCGGCAUAUAG
Molecule: messenger RNA, 2850 nt
Organism: Emiliania huxleyi CCMP1516
Lineage: Eukaryota; Haptophyta; Isochrysidales; Noelaerhabdaceae
Exons: 8
Coding region: 1-2850 (949 amino acids)
Source: RefSeq, a predicted model, not a curated record